Molecule: messenger RNA, 1703 nt
Organism: Bradysia coprophila
Lineage: Eukaryota; Metazoa; Arthropoda; Insecta; Diptera; Sciaridae
Gene: r-l
Product: rudimentary-like
Biological process (GO): 'de novo' pyrimidine nucleobase biosynthetic process; 'de novo' UMP biosynthetic process
Molecular function (GO): orotate phosphoribosyltransferase activity; orotidine-5'-phosphate decarboxylase activity
Source: RefSeq, a predicted model, not a curated record
GUCUGAUGUGUCAAAGUCGCCUCGUCAGUUCACCGCGUGUCUCAAUUUGCAUUGUAAACAAAAAGCGACUCGCUCAACAUUCCAAUAAAGUAUUCUUUGCACUUGGUAACAGCAUUGAUCAGUGAAAUGGUUGCAAACACAUCGGAAAAGUAUGCGAACUUGGCAGUCAAGCUGUUCGACAUAAAUGCCUUUAAAUUCGGCGAUUUUAAGAUGAAAGUGGGAAUCAAUUCACCGGUCUAUUUUGACCUGCGUGUAAUUAUCAGCCAUCCCGAUGUUAUGGACACCGUUUCGGAGUUGUUGGUCGAAUUUUUGAAUGACAAGAAGACGUCAUGCGAUCAUAUUUGCGGAGUUCCAUACACCGCACUACCAAUAGCCAGUAUCGUUUCGGUACGUGACUCAAAACCAAUGUUAAUUCGACGAAAGGAAGCUAAAGAUUAUGGAACGAAGAAGUUGAUUGAAGGCAAAUAUCAAUCCGGUGACACAUGUCUCAUCAUAGAGGACGUUGUCACAUCGGGAUCGAGCAUUUUGGAAACUGUGAAAGAUUUGAGACGAGAAGGCAUUGUCGUUACUGACGCUAUUGUUAUGGUGGAUCGUGAACAGGGCGGUGCUAAGAACAUCGAAGAAAAUGGCAUCCGCAUGCAUUCGCUGUUUACUCUGUCACAGUUGCUGAAUAUUUUGCAAGCAGCUGGUAAAAUUGAAGAGACUACAGUCAAGGCAGUCGCCAAAUACAUUUCCACCUGCCAGAUUAAAUCCGACGGAUCGAUGGUCGAACCGAUGACGAAGGCGGUAAAUGAAUUAAAUCGGACGAGAAUGAAUUUCCAAACCAGAGCCGAUCAUGCCAAGUGCCAGGUGGCAAAAAAUCUAUUCCGAUUGAUGGCAACAAAGGAAACUAAUCUUUGCGUCGCUGUUGAUUUGACGAAGGCCAGUUUGAUUUUGGACCUAGUUGAGCAGAUCGGCCCAUACAUCUGCGUCCUCAAAACUCAUGUCGAUGUCAUUGAAGACUUCAACGAGAAUUUCGUGCAAUCUCUCGCUGCACUGGCGACAAAACACAAUUUCUUGAUAUUGGAAGAUCGGAAAUUCGCCGACAUCGGCCAUACCGUUUCGAUGCAAUACUCGAAAGGUGUGUACAAGAUAUCGCAAUGGGCUGAUUUGGUAACAUGCCAUUCACUACCCGGUCAAGGUGUUAUCGACGGGCUAAAGAAUGGCAUUGGUGACUAUUCCAACAGAGGCGUUUUUCUAUUGGCCGAGAUGAGCUCAAAGGGUAAUUUAACCAGUGAAAAGUAUGCCAAGGAUACCAUGGAACUUGCAUCGGACGUCAGGAAUAGCGACUUCAUUGCUGGUAUUGUGUGCCAAACUCUCGGUGUGGUCACCAAUCCGGGAUUGAUACAAUUGACGCCUGGAGUGCAAAUCAGUAACACCAACGACGAACUGUCGCAGCAGUACAAUUCACCGGAGAAAGUAAUCCAAGAGAAAGGCGCUGACAUAGCUGUUGUUGGACGAGGUAUUACGAAUUCGGCAAAUGCUGCCGUCGCGGCUAAAGAAUACCGGGAUCAAUUGUGGACGGCUUAUUGUGAUCGAAUCAAAACCAACGACCAGUAGAUGAUGGGUAUGUUGGUGAAAUUAGUUAAGUGACGAGCGUAGCAUCCCCCCACAUUGUUAUAUCAUUCCAAUAUUAUAAAUAAACGAAAGUUUUAAGGAGAACA